AUGGCGACCAAUACAUCACCUGCAAAUAUCCCAUCUGCAGCCUUCCCAACACUCCAUGGUACACCGAUUGUGACAGGAACGUUUAUGCCGCCGCAUCUUCAAUUUCUGGCCCAACAAACUCCUACGCAACCCUCCUACAUGCCAUGGGGAGCGGUAUCCCCGAUGGCCACGAUGAACGGACAGCCAACGCCCGCUCCACCAGGUAUUGUUAAUAAUGACCUGAUAGCUAUGCUCAUUAAAAGGCUGGAUAGCAUGGAUUGUAAACUUGCCACGCUAGAUUACAUCCAAACAACUGUUAACAGUUUAAACUGCCGUUUGCAAACUAUGGAACAAACGAUCAACGAUCUCCAAAUCAAAGUGCGUGAUCUUGAAAAAAAACGUGAAUUUGACACCCAAACAAUGUCAGAUAUAAACAACACUCACAAAUACGUGGAAAACUUUAUGAAAACACAUAAACAAAACGGCCAAGAACACUCAGACAUUGUCAACGAAUUAAAAAUCGAAAUACAAGAUCUCAAAUGCCGCAGUAUGCGGGACAAUCUCUUAUUCCAUGAUUUGCCCGAGGAAAAGGAGGAAAACUGUGAGCAAAAAGUGUUAAAAUUUAUUAAAGAAAAACUUAAUAUUGAGGAACGCGAGGUCAGGUUACAAAGAGCCCAUCGUAUAGGCCUGUUCAAUCCCAGCAAGACAAGACCGAUUGUCGCCAAAUUCAGCGACUAUCCAGUGCGGGAAAAUGUUCGACGAGCUGCGAUAAAAUUAAAGGGAACAAACUUUGGGAUCUCGGAACAAUACCCAAAAGAGGUCGUCGAAAAGCGCAGGCAACUGGUUCCAAUAAUGCUUCAGGCGCGGAAGGACGGGAAUGAGGCGUAUCUCAAUGUGGAUAAACUGUACAUUAACAAACAACUCUACCGUGGACCGUGUUAG
Molecule: messenger RNA, 921 nt
Organism: Dreissena polymorpha
Lineage: Eukaryota; Metazoa; Mollusca; Bivalvia; Myida; Dreissenidae
Exons: 1
Coding region: 1-921 (306 amino acids)
Source: RefSeq, a predicted model, not a curated record